AUGAAGACCUCAGCCGCUAACAUCGAAUGGUGCAAGCAAUGGCGUGCAAAGUCAUCACGCCAGCAAGUGACUAUCCCCACGGACGCAACUUUUGCGGAAGCUGAACGAGCGUUCAAGGACGAAGACCGCACGAUCAAUGAGCGAAAGGCGGCAGCGCUACGUGGCGUACCCACACCUGUUAACAGCGAUCAGUGCUAUCCCAUGUGGAAUCCCGCGAGAGAACUGACCUUCACUCACGGAGGUGUAUCAUCCACCUCCGUGACUUUAAGUAGUUCGGGGAAAAGGAGUGAGCUUCACGUGUUCCGAUCGCGAGAUGUGCACGAAGCUGGACAAUCGGAGCCUUUCCAUCUGUGGAAAGACCUUCAACUCUUCGUCCUACUCUAA
Plasmopara halstedii is the source of this 384-nucleotide messenger RNA. RefSeq lists its product as uncharacterized. The transcript has 2 exons. NCBI's taxonomy places the organism in Eukaryota, Oomycota, Peronosporomycetes, Peronosporales, Peronosporaceae. The record is from RefSeq and is a predicted model, not a curated record. Bases 1 to 384 code for a protein of 127 amino acids.